GCGUUUAUCCCUCAUAAUGGGAUGUGCCACCGAGUCGUUCUGCUGGUUUAAGCCACAGCAGGUCAACAUAUUCAGCGCAAGAGGCGGCGCAACAUGGGCUGAGCCUAUCUGCGUGGAGAGGAGCUGCGGACAGCCGCUCAGUGCUCGUGAUUCCAGCGAUGAGAAGCUGCGGGGCUCGGUCGGACACGGUGACGCGUGGGAAUCUGCGGCUGAAGGGACCCGGCGGUCAGCUGCAGGUCUGGCUGAUGAUGGUGGUCGCUCCUCUAUGCGUCGGCAUCCAGGAGGACUGAUCCGUUUGCCCCCCUCCCCUGUCGCUCCCAGAGCCGGGCGAUGCGCUCUUCAGAGGAAGCGGGCUUCGCCGACAUCCGGAAAACGCAUCCAUGCGCCACGACCACUCUGCAUCUCGAUGUGCUUCCCUCAACACAAAGCCUGUCGUCUCCGAUACCUUGUGAGAAGUCACACGUGCGAAUUGGCAUGGGUGCGUCUGGACGGUUAUUGCGCGCUGUUUUGCGGACGAGGCGUCGGAGCGCAGUUGUGCAAUGAGACAGUCGGGAAUUAUCAAGUAGACUUUAUUGAUACACAAUCUGACAAAUAUGGCUGAUCAGAGCAACAUUCAAUCCGCCGCCUCCAAGAGUAUCCGGCCCUUUAAGUCGAGUGAAGAAUACCUGUACGCCAUGAAGGAGGAUCUGGCCGAAUGGCUCAACACCCUGUAUGAUCUCGACGUCACCGCAGACACCUUCAUGGAUGGCUUGGAGACGGGCUGCGCCCUGUGUCGGCAUGCCAACAACGUGAACCGCGCUGCGCACGACUUCCAGCAGAAGCACCCGGAGGCAACCCAGACCAUGAAGGUGCCUUCCAAAGAUGUAGUCUUCCAGUCACGCAAUGUUGUCCCCGGCUCGUUUUUAGCGCGGGAUAACAUAUCCAACUUCAUCACAUGGUGCCGACAGGAGCUCUGGAUCAAGGACGUCCUCAUGUUUGAGACCAAUGACUUGGUGGAGAGAAGCAAUGAGAAGAAUUUUAUCCUGUGCCUCCUUGAGGUGGCCCGGCGGGGGUCCAAGUUUGGCAUGCUGGCCCCCAUGCUGAUCCAGCUGGAGGAGGAGAUCGAAGAGGAGAUCCGGGAUCAGGAGAGCCUGGAAGUCGAUGGAGGGGAGUCAACCGAGCAGAGCUCACCUAGCAGGUGUUACAGUUGGAAAGAGAGCUGUCCCAGUGUGCAGGACCAGGAGGAGCCUGAGCCGGAACCCUUCAUCUGGCCCCAGAAGAGGAUUUUAUGUGACAUGCGAAAUUUGGAUGAGUUGGUGCGUGAGAUUCUGGGCAAGUGUUCCUGUCCAGCUCAGUUUCCCAUGAUCAAGGUGUCUGAGGGGAAAUACAAAGUGGGAGACUCCAGUGCACUGAUUUUCAUCAGGGUCCUUCGCACUCAUGUGAUGGUGCGCGUUGGAGGGGGCUGGGACACAUUAGAGCAUUAUUUGGAUAAACAUGAUCCCUGUCGAUGUGCUGCUUUUGCUCACCGGUACCACCAGGCCAAAGCCAGCGGUCAAGGUCAGGGAGCGCACAGCAAAUCCUCAAGCGCCCAUUCCUCCCGCUCCACCAGCCCAGGCCCGCACUGGCGAAAUGAUGGCAUUGCACCCUAUAAACCUCCUGACAGACGCACCCUGGAGCUCCUCUGUGCCCAAAGUGCGUCCUCCUCCCCGUCCACAAGACCAAGUCGGUCGCAGAAGUCUUCUGUCACCUCUGAGCUUGACUGCAGUCCCGCACAUACUCUACUGCCGAGGCCGCCUCGAGACCGCUCAGAACCACGUCACUUCAACCCCCUGAGAAACAAGGAGACAGUGAUGCCUGUGACAAGACGCCUCUCUGGAGACAGUGACUCCUCAACAGCUUCUUCCAAGGGAGGAGGAGGGGGAGGAGGGGGAGGGGGACGCCACUCUUUGGGUGGCCCUUCAAGACGUGCUGGUGAAGAGGUGGUGCUGCUCGUCAAUCGCAAGGAAGGGAAACAUGUGAUUGAGAGAUCGGCAACUGGAGCUCCACGCGCACGCAGCCAAUCCCGGGAACGAGCUGCGCUCGCUCCGGUCCUCAAACCCAGUCCAACAUUGGGUUCCCCGGGUGGAACGCGAAAAUCUAGCACAGAAAGAGGACGCUCUCUUACCAAUGAAGGCUCUCGGAGGCUCAGUGCUCCACGGUCGCACAGCCAAAGCAAGUUAACUCACCGAGCUUGGUCGCGCGACAGCAGCCCCGGAUUGGCUUCUUCCAGCAAAGAUCCUCAUCCACCUUCAUCAGAAAGAAGUGAAGAGCUUCUGUCCAGACAAGGACCUUCAUCAAACUCAGUAGUGGGUGUUGGUUUGUCUAAAAAACAGUCAUCUUCUUGCUCCAACUCCCCAGUUAAGGGAGGCCAGAACAGUAAUAACAACAGUAAGAAAACCACAAAUACACCCCGUCCUCCCGCUCCUCACUCUCCAUCCGUAGGCAGAGGCAAACUGCUUCCACCUGUCAAUCCAGGAGCGCGGCGAUCACCACACUCAUCCACGCAGACCUCCUUUCACCCUAGCACGCGCUCGCCAAGGAUUUCCCAUACACCUCGCACUGCUGGACGAGCCUCCCAUAGGAAACUGUCUGGUUUGGAACAACAAGAACCUGAGGAAGAUGGACUUGGCUUUGGCCUUCAGAUGCUGCCAACCUUCGAUCCCCAGAAAGAGCAGGACCUGUAUCGGACUUUUGAGGCCGAGUUUCUGGCUAACACACAGCUGGCCAGAGGUGGCUCUGCCGGAAAGGUUUCAGGGGGAGCAAAGCAGCAGGUGUUGGGGAAACACUCAGCAUCUAGACACAGUGAUCCUAAUGUCACAGACUCUGCUUAUUCCUCUUCUAACUCCUCCACCUCAUCCACCACGGUAAGUGGGAAGACUGGAAGCCUGCCCGAACUGAAGGAGUCCAAGAGGACUAACCUUCAUCACUUUCCACUGGAUGACCCUUUGAAUUUACUUUAUGGACACCACUUUGGAGGAACAAACGGUAAUGGUCAAGGAGAGCUUCAGCAGUGGGGGGAUAGUAGAGGGGCGUUCAAAAAGCUUCCAGCCAUUUCCAGCUCAAUGGAAGGAAGGGAGACUCCAGUUUCAAUGCCUGGCCAUGGAGACACUGAACCAGAUGGGCUGAGGAAUCAUAUCCUAUCGCAGCCCACUUUUCACUGUAAAACUAUGAAUGGAGAACAUGAAGGUUGUGCUACAUCCGACGGUAAAAGUCAACAGGCUCAGCUGGGCUGGGACACACAAACUAAUAGAGAUGUUAAACUAGAAAUCGACCAUCCAAACUUACAUUAUGAGAUAGAAAAUGGUGGCCAGAGUGUUAAACCCCCACCUCCUGAGCCUUGCUCAUUUCCCCUUCAUGCCUCUGAAGACUGUUCCUUCCAGGAUUCUUCGAGUGAAAACUCUUCCAUGGGCUUCAGCUUAAGCGGAUCCCGCUCUGGGUCCCCCCCGCCAUUGUUACCAAUGGUCAACGGGGAGAGUAGGCAGAAGAGGACAAAAGGUCCAAACUCUAAGCACAGUCAGGGGGCGAGGUUCCGGCCCCGCACCGACAACAGGCCACAAAACAGCCCGUCCCGUAUCCCCACCCCAGUCAGCUACAGGGAUCUCCAUUCAUGUGAAUCUCUUUCCCCCAGCCAUUCGCCGCCGCUUUCCCCUCACAGCUCCCACCCAGGUGGCCAUCCAACCACGUGCAAGAACCUGCACCAGGCCUUUACAGACAUGAUCCACCCUCAGUCCUGCUCCCCAGCUCUAGGCAGCACAGACUGCUCCUAUACAGCACACUCAGGCGGCCUGGACACUGAAGCUCGGAUGUAGCACAAAUGUGAUGAACUCAGCAGACUGUCACGGACCACUGUUUUAAAAAGACAUUGGAUUAGGCUUCAGACUGUUUUCACGGCACGUGAAAGACAUGUUUUGAUUUAAAUUUUCCUUGUGUAAAUGCAGGGAGCUUGUGUUGCUUUUUUUGCACUUAAGCCAAAUUAUUUAUUACCAAAAGAACGACUAAAACUUUACUGUAACGUUAAUGUGUGCAUGAGGAGGAUUUUUGCCAAUGCUAUUGUUUUAUUUUUUCUUUUUUCUUUUAACUCACAUGAAAUUCUCACUUUAUUUACAGAACAAGCAUACGUGCUGUCGUGUGCCUCAUUCAGAGGCAUGGUAAAGUGCCAGGUGUGCUAGACUUCAUCCCUAUAAACAGUGAAAACACUAAACCUUUAGUUGAAUGGAUCGGCUCCCUCCUGUGGUUUGGGAUAGCCUUUUACUCCUAAAAGAUUUCACAUUUCUACACUGAUCUAGACCACACAUGUGACCAAAUGUACUUAUACAAAAGUUAAUAUGAAUAAAAGUAGUUCUGAUGUUUUGAACAAGGUUUCUGUACCAUUGCUCAGUGGGAUUUAGAUGUUUUUUGCUUUUAGUGAUGUACUUAAGGCUAAUAUUUGCUUUUGAGUCUAAAUUUCUAACAUCUGUUUGAGACCCUGUUUAAUUUUGUAAAAUCCUUUCACCUCUACUUUGAAUUUGACUGAUUUUAAAACGAGGACUGAAUUUUUCACUGAAAACGAAGAGUUCAGAACAAAACAGUAUGAGUCACAUGCUGAGAAAAGCAAAUGUGUAAGUAUAACAUUUUUUGCUCACACAUAUGGGUUUUUGUAUAUACAGGGGAUGGAACGUCCACUAUAAUGUAUAUAAUUUGCCGUUUUAAGGUCUGUGACGCCUUAGCUAUGCAAUAUUGGUGUUGGAAAUGCCUUGAAAAUUCCCCUUUGCCUUAAAGUGAUUGACACAUUAGUGUUUGAAUGGUUUUGCUUUAGUCGGUAAAACUUGCAUUGCCAACAUCACCUGUUACUGAAAGUUAAGAUUAAAAGGAUUUUAUGAAAAUUGACAAAAUAAAUUUGUUAAUUAGAACUUAUAAUAGGUUCUACUUCAUGUACAAUUCAUGAUACAAAUGAACUGCAUUAUUAUUUUCCUUUGAAUUUGAGAAGUUGUUUGGAGAUGAUGUGUUAGGGAUGUAACAAAGGACAGGAUCAAUGUAAUGGUGACACCUAGUGGCUAAAAAUCAUAUUGCAAAAUAGUUGUCUGGCAAACUUUCUCUUUCAAGUGCUCAGACGUCAGAGCCAGAGACUGAAAAGACAAAAAAAACUAAAUUAAGAACCACAGUUCACAUAAAGUAUGUGAAUAACAAAUGUAAUGUAUGAGAGAACAUAUUCACACUACAGAGAUUUGAGUGCUAACAUGGUAGAUUUAGGUAUUUAACAUUUGUGGACCUUGUAAAGAAAGUUAAACGAUUGUAAUACCAUUGCCUCUAGAAAAAGAAACCGGUUUAAAUUAAUUAGUUUGAAGGUUUGGUCAAUAAAGAACAGAAUGGCCACAUUAAUGUUUUGGUGGGACACAGGUACAAAGAAGGCAUGAGUUAAGAAAGCGAUGUUGGUCUAAUUUAUUUAUGUAAGGAAGCUGGUUUCAGUGGGAUCAAGUGAUGUUUAUGUCAAGAUGUAAAAGUGAAUGUUUAAAGUUUUCCAAAAAUGAGGGAUUUUAAAUAGCCAACUUUUGUCCCCUGGCAAUUGGAGAGACAAAUUAAUGAAUGAGAAUUUUUUCUUAUCUAAAAACUGUAAUGUUUCUUCAAAUGAAAAGAAAUAAUUGGCCUUUUUUUUUUUUACACCUUUUUAAUAAAAAUAUACAAUCCAUACUUGAUUGAGGCACUGACAGUAGCAACUUAAAAUGUCUUUCAUUAGAACUUUUUAAAUGUGUUUCUGAGUGUUUCAAUUUUACAUUUUUUUCUGGAUUGUGUUUUGAUUUACUAAUGGUCCAGCUCUAUUUGAACUGUGAAGUCAGACAAACAUAGAAGAAUUUUUAUUUCUCAGUCUUGUAAAGUGAGAAAAUUUUUAACCUGCUCUUUGUUGUAUAGAACCUUUUUUUUUUAAAUUCAUUUCCUUUAACUCACAGUCAGGAAAUUCUGAAUGUUUAUUAUCUUGAUGCCAUUUUUGCUAAAAUGUUGGUGUACAGAUUGCUGGAUAAUGUGGACGAUGUGUGUAAGAAAUAGCAAUACUGCAACGUUUCACUUCUUUUAUUUAAAAAAAAACGUAUAAAGUUGUCAUUGAAAUAAAUGUUUCAUUCCGAAAAUUAAAA
Messenger RNA from Oryzias latipes (Japanese medaka), 6125 nucleotides. It is a transcript of the gene gas2l1, whose product is annotated as growth arrest-specific 2 like 1. Gene Ontology annotation, molecular function: cytoskeletal adaptor activity; microtubule binding; actin filament binding. The record is from RefSeq and is a predicted model, not a curated record. Lineage: Eukaryota; Metazoa; Chordata; Actinopteri; Beloniformes; Adrianichthyidae. Gene Ontology annotation, biological process: protein localization to microtubule plus-end; actin crosslink formation; regulation of microtubule polymerization or depolymerization. Gene Ontology annotation, cellular component: cytoplasm; stress fiber; actin filament.